Salvelinus sp. IW2-2015 is the source of this 2063-nucleotide messenger RNA. Lineage: Eukaryota; Metazoa; Chordata; Actinopteri; Salmoniformes; Salmonidae. The record is from RefSeq and is a predicted model, not a curated record.
GUGUGCUGGAGAUUUGUUUACCCCAAGACCCAAAUCCUUAUGGUGAAUUGCUUAUUAGCUUAGAGCUUCACAUUCAUCCAUACAGUCCUGGCUAGCCUAACACAUGUUCUGAAUAUGUGAGACAAGCAGAUAUAUCUGCUGAUUUAUUUUCCCAUUUUGAUAUUUUAAAAAUAUAUUUGUUUCUGUGCUCACCUCUCCCACCCCUUUUAGAACAGUAGUGGGCCUAAUCAAUUCAAAAUGUUACAUUUUUGCAUUCCGCUUGUCAUUAACAAAAGUCCUCUAAUCAUAAUGGAUGUUUCCUCCUAAAUUGUGUUAUAAUUAGUGUUAAUCACACCAGUUAAAUGUUAACAUGAUUGCUAGAUUUGUUGAGCUCCUCUGCAAGCAGCUCCUUAUCAAAAUACAGUGGAGACAACGAGGGGGACUUGGAUGACACCAUUAUAUUGCAGCAUAGUGCUACAAGAGAGACAGCUGAGGAUAAUCGUCUAUCUCAUAUGAUUGAAGACAUUCUGAAGAACAAACCUGGAGGAGAGAGGAUCAUGAAUGAGUAUGCUCGGACAAAAAGCCUAACAGAUAGCAGAAGACGCGAUAUGGUCACGAUAUUGGUUGCACAAAUGACAAGUGAACAUGGGACAAGUCCUUCAAGGCGUGUUAAAGAGGACUACGCAAAGGGCAUCAUUGCCUUGUUCCCAUACCUGGUCGAUCCUAGGAGCAAGUUUGGUUAUGAGCAUUAUUGCAAUGCAGAAGAUGGGAGUGGAUAUCUAGCAUGGAGACUGAAAUGUGUUCAAAGGGAAGCAUCAGAGGGACGACAGAAGGCCAUGCGUCAGUCACUGACAUGCAAGUGAUUUUGAUUGUAGUUAGUCUCAUUCAUGACACAUGACCAGAGAAUAAUUGUGUGAACAUCUGUAUAAGCAAGUGUUUCUUACUCUCUUACUCUUUUAGUAUUUCUUAGUAUCAAUUCUGUUUCUGAGUCAAGUAAAUCCUACUUUUCAUCUGGUGACAUAACUGCAUGCAUGGCCACCCUUGCAGAGUUUCCGAGCAUUGUUUUUUAUAUCUUAUGACACAAUAUUGUAUACUUGUAUAGAGCAGACAAACCCAGCAAUCUGUAAAUGUUUCACCAUGUUACAAGUGGUCCAAAAGCUGAUAGAGACCCCUUCAGAGAGGAAAGCUGUUCAACAACAGAAAGCCUGUGUUGUGAGGCCAUUGCACUGAUGAAGGAUACGGCUGAGGAAGCAAUUGUAAAGGAGAAGAUGAAGCAGACGUUCGCCUAUCGCCAAAAGAUGGUUCAUGACCCAGUGAAGUCCUCUGAAAUAUUCACAGCUUUUCCAAGAUUCCAAGACAUAGCAGGAAUGAUUGAGCAAGAUUUUAGGCUGAUGUUUGGUGAUGCAACCUCCGCAAAGUUCCUGGAGAAGUGGCCUACUCUCUACAAGCAGAAAGUCAUUGACCAAAGCCGUGGCCUCACACAGACAGGCAACCUGCAAGACCUGGUUCAAAAUGCUGAAUCCACAAGAGAAGUGAAAAAUGGAUGGGACAGUGAUAUGUCCUCCAUUUUGGUCCUUGUCCACCUUCUUCCACCGUCACCUCUUGGCCGCAAGAGACCAGGAAAAAUCUCAGCCAGACACGCCAGUGACCACAUUGUGAAGUUUAUCAAGACUGGGACCAGCAUCCAGGGGCAUCUGGAGAGCGUCAUGGAAAGCUUUCAACCCUAUCUGCUUGCUGUGGGGACCCAGAGGAGUGCGAUUCACAAGUACUUCAUUGUGAUUGACAAACAUGCAAUACCUUGUAAGUCACCAGACACUCUUGCCUGUUUUGAUGAGCUUUUCAAAGCUCAUUUUGUCUUUGGUACCUCGUACAACCAGGAUCUGGUAAAUGUGUACAAAUUCUUGCAAACCACAAUUUAUGAAAUUGAUGUUGAUACCUCUAAGGUUAAUCCUAGGGUUGCAGAGUUGCGGGCUCGGAUGCUGCAUUGAGUUGCUAAAAGUUUUGAAGUUGCAAAGGGUUAAAACACAGCAUAGGAAAUAACCUUUUUCAUUUCACACGUCAUCUAAAAUGUUGUGUUUUGCUUG